Lethenteron reissneri (Far Eastern brook lamprey) is the source of this 12680-nucleotide messenger RNA. Its product is annotated as E3 ubiquitin-protein ligase HECW2-like. Gene Ontology annotation, biological process: protein ubiquitination; ubiquitin-dependent protein catabolic process; regulation of dendrite morphogenesis. The record is from RefSeq and is a predicted model, not a curated record. NCBI's taxonomy places the organism in Eukaryota, Metazoa, Chordata, Hyperoartia, Petromyzontiformes, Petromyzontidae. Gene Ontology annotation, cellular component: cytoplasm. Gene Ontology annotation, molecular function: protein binding; ubiquitin protein ligase activity.
AAUAUAAAUCCUUCCAAUCGCAUUUUUGGGUUUCGUUGCGAGCGGGCGUGUCUCGUCCAGUGAAUAAGGAGCAUAACAGAUCGAGGCAGCGCGCAGUGCCAAAGCCUUCGCACGCACGCUCACACUCACUCGGAGGACCCUCUGUGGACGGCACCACACCGCUCGCCAGGGAGCUGCGUGCGGGAAGGCGGCCACGGCGAGUGGCCCUGCUGUCGUGCCACAUCGACGCGAGGACGGCGGGUCUCUCUCUCUCUCCACGAUGAACUCCGUCCAGACCAUCCUCAUUCAGAACCUGUCACGGACUAGAGCCCCCGACAUGGCCGUGUCGGCGAGGGACCCGUCGUGUGCCGGGCGCCGGCGGUGCGACUCGCAGGCCCGGUACAGCCUCAACCCCGAGAGCCUGCGUGGCCUUUCCGGAGGUGGCAGCACUGCGGGCCUCGUGUCGGAUGGCCCGCGGGGCCUGUCCCCCGAGGGUGGCCGUGCGGGCGUCUCGUUGGCCGCGGGGGGGCCCCUGUCGCCGGGGGAGCUGCACCCGGGCCUGGGCGAGCCGGGCUCCGGCGGCGUGGUCCGUGCCAACAGCGACACCGACCUGCUGAGCUCCGACUCGCGCUCCAGCCUCACGGCGAGCAGCUGCGACUACUCGGUGGGGCAGGCCAGGCCCCUCGUCAUCUCGUGGGACAUCAAGGAGGAGGUGGACGCCACCGACUGGAUCGGCCUCUACAGCAUCGACGAAACUUCUCCGGGCAACUUCUGGGACUCGAAGAACCGCGGAGUGAAUGGCACCCAGAAGGGCCAGAUCGUGUGGCGCAUCGAGCCACGGCCGUACUUCACCGAGUCGGAGACCAAGAUCUGCUUCAAGUAUUACCACGGAGUGAGCGGGGCGCUGCGCGCGGUCACCCCGUGCAUCACCGUCCGCAAUCCCAACCCUACGGCCAGCCUGGAUGGGACGAGCGAGGACGAUGAGCCAGGCCAGCACACGCGUCGGCUCAUCAGCUUCUCCCUCUCCGAGCUGCGUGCGACGGCGCUCAAGAAAGGGAUGUUCUUUAACCCGGACCCGUACCUCAAGAUCUCGAUCCACCCCGGCAAGCGCAGCACCUUCCCCACACUGCCACACCACGGCCAGGAGCGCCGCUCCGGCAUCGUCACCAACACCACCAACCCCGCGUGGCAGGGCGAGGGUUACAGCUUCGUGGCUCUUCCCACGGACAUGCUGGAGAUUGAGGUGAAGGACAAGUUUGCCAAGAGCCGACCCAUCAUCCGUCGCUUCCUCGGCAAACUGGGCAUCCCUGUGCAGAGGCUGCUCGAGAGACACGCCAUCGGUGAUCAGGUGCUGAGCUACAAUCUGACGCGAAGGAUGCCCACCGACCACGUGAGCGGCCAGCUGCAGUUCCGCUUCGAGAUCACUUCCUCCAUGCACCCAGAUGCAUCCCCCGACUCGGCGGGGGCUUACAUCGGCGUGUCGGCCACGAACGGCGACGUGACCAGCCCCUCGGACGACGAAGAGCAGACCCAGACGAGCGGCGGCACCCUGGGAGCCACCCAGAGGUCCUACGCUAACGGCGCCACGCAGAGGGGGCUGGAGGAAGCGCGCCCGCACGACGACGUGUUCGCCGAGGACGCCGGCGUGGCCGCGUGGGCCGGCGAAGGGGCCUCGGAGGAGGCGGACGUGGCCGCAGCGGCCGCCGCGUCGGCCGCCGCCGCCGCGGCCGCCAACAGGCACGGCUCCCUCAACGACUACCUGGACUCCUUGGUGGAGGGGCAGGCAGCGGCCGUCGCUCAGCGCCAGGGCCACCGCGUGACGCCCGCCGUGGCCCUCAGCAGCAGUUUCCCCACAAACAGCAGGCUGAACACGAUCCUCUACAUCGACUCGGACUGCGAGAGUCCCGGUGCGCACCCCGGCGAGCAGAGGGUGCCCCAUCUGGUGAGGAGCGAGGCGGGCUUCCCCGAGGGUCUGUCGAACCGGACCGGGGACGCGGGGGCGCGGGCCCGCUCGUCGCUCUCCCCGUUGGGGGAGGCUCGGCCCGCGGCGGAGAUGCGGCCCUUGUCGCUGGUCGUGUCGGAGCUGGAGAGCGUGGAGGCCUCGGUGCUGGAGACGCGCCAGCCGACCACCCCGCGCACCCACUACGUGGCGCUGCACCGCCUGCUCUACAGCCUGCCGUCCACGCGGCUCACGGGCGGCGACGACGGCGACGACGAGAGCGGCGGCGGCGACGACGGCGGCGACGGUGACCGGCGGGACCGGCACGCGGCCGCGGUUGGAGAUGGUGCCAGGCCGGACGACGGCAAUGGCGGCGUCCGCGACGGGUCCCCGGAAUCGGAAGGGGCCGAUGGCGCGGAACGAAUGUUGGAAGACGACAGGACCGCGCCGGGUGCCGACGACGAGGAAGUGGGCCCUAUUGGGGUGCGGCGGCCCGAGCGAAGCCCGGAUUGGGACGAGGCGAGACCGGAGUGCCCCGCCGGAGCCGAGCGGAGCGCCGCGGAGAGGCUCGGGAGCGGAGACGGCGCCGAGGAGCGGAGAGGCUCCGCCGUGGUGGCGUUGGACGGGACGUCCGAUCCGGACGUCGCCGUCGGCAACGUGUUGGGAACCGAGAGCGUAGCGGAACCGAGCCCGGGCCGCGUGGUCUCGGACGGGGGCGGCUCCCGAGAGGAGGAGGCCCCCGAGGAGCACGAAGCGGGUGGGGCGGGGAGUCCCCUCGCGGAGGCGGCCGCGUCGGACGUGGAGGCGGGAGGCCGGACGCCGGAGGGAGUCGGGAACCGGGGCGAUGCGCCGUGUCCGGCGUGCUCCGCUACGCGCGUGUCCUCCCUGGACAGCUGCACCACCACGUGCGUGUCGUCCUUCGACAGCGCCCGCCUCUCGGAGAGCACCGCCUUCUCGUCGCAGGACGAGGACGAGGCCUCCGCUGACGCGGCCACAGACGGGACGGCCGAGGGGAGCAGGACUCAGGGCACCAGCGGCCGGGCGUGCUGCGGUGCGUGCGGAGGGAUGGCGACCGCGGCCGGAGUCCCGGAGCGCGGCGAGGCCGACGGCCGGGGCCCGGACACCGAGGAGGCGAUCUGGCAGCGGCGCCACAGCCUGCAGGCGGCGACCCAGGAGGCGGAGGCCGACGAGGUGGCCAGGGCUUUGCCAGGCGCCGCGUGUCCCUCCGCAGAUGAGCCUCCCUCACGGGAGAGCAGCCACCCGCCCCUGUGCCAGCUGCCCUCCAUCCGGCAGGACAUGAGCCGCUACCAGCGUGUGGACGAGCCCCUGCCGGCCAACUGGGAGGCCCGCAUCGACAGCCACGGCCGUGUCUUCUACGUGGACCACGUGAACCGCAUGACCACCUGGCAGCGGCCCACGGCUUCCUCCUCCCCGCAGGUCCUACAGCGAUCCAACUCCAUCCACGCCGUGCAGCAGAUGGAGCAGCUCAACCGACGGUACCAGAGUGUGCGUCGCACCAUGACCAGCGACCGCUCGGCGGCGGAGGAGGAGGGUGGAGCGGUGGGCGGAGCCAGCAGCGACGGGGCCCCGGGGCCCGGCGAGGAAGAGGAGCCGGACGCAGCCCCUCCCAUCAGCGAUCAGCAGCGGCGGGACUCUGCGCCUGCCGGACACCACAUGAUGCACACGAGGAUGAGCCUCUUGCUGCAGUCGCCUGCCGUCAAGUUCCUCUCUUGCCCGGACUUCUUCACGCUGCUCCACUCCAACCCCAGUGCCUACCACCUGUUUGCUAACAGCACCUGCCUGAAGCACAUGAUCAGCAAAGUGCGGCGCGACUCGCACAACUUUGAGCGCUACCAACACAACCGGGACCUGGUGGCCUUCCUCAACACCUUCUCCAACAAACAGCUGGAGCUGCCGCGUGGAUGGGAGAUGAAGUACGACCACCAGGGUAAGCCGUUCUUCGUCGACCACAAUGCGCGCACCACCACCUUCAUCGACCCGCGGCUCCCCGUGCAGAGCGCCCGCCCCCCGGGGCCUAUCGCUCACCGCCGCCACCUGCAGCGCCAGCGCAGCCACAGUGCCAGCGAGGUCGGCGACGAUCAGAGGCACCACGGGCCGCCCGUCACACCGCGCCCCGCCAACACCCUCAGCGUGGGCGGCCGCUACCCCUACCACGACUCCAUGCCCAUCGCAUACAACGACAAAAUUGUCGCAUUUCUCCGGCAACCCAACGCGUUUGAGAUUCUCCAAGAGAGGCAGCCGGGUCUCAGCAGACACCCCUCUCUCAGGGAGAAGAUCCAGUUCGUGCGCAGCGAGGGCACGUCGGGCCUGGAGCGCCUGUCGGGCGACGCCGACCUCGUCAUCCUGCUCAGCCUCUUUGAGGAUGAAAUCAUGUCGUUCGUCCCGCCGCACUCCCUGCUGCACCCCAGCUACACCCAGUCCCCACGCAGCUCGCCGGGGACGUCGCCGCAGAACUCCCCCGGAUCGCAGCGCGCGAACGCCCGCGCCCCGGCCCCUUACAAGAGAGACUUCGAGGCGAAGCUGCGCAACUUCUACCGCAAGCUGGAGUCCAAGGGAUAUGGACAGGGUCCCGGCAAGAUCAAGCUGGUCAUCAGGCGCGACCAUCUACUGGAGGACGCCUUCAACCAGGUGAUGGCCCACUCGCGCAAGGACCUGCAGAGGAACAAGCUCUACGUUACCUUUGUGGGCGAGGAGGGGCUGGACUACAGCGGGCCCUCCCGGGAGUUCUUCUUCCUGGUGUCGCGGGAGCUCUUCAACCCCUACUACGGCCUCUUUGAGUACUCGGCCAACGACACGUACACCGUGCAAAUCAGCCCCAUGUCGGCCUUCGUGGACAACCAUCACGAGUGGUUCCGGUUCAGCGGGCGGAUCUUGGGCCUCGCCCUCAUCCACCAGUACCUGCUGGACGCCUUCUUCACACGUCCCUUCUACAAGGCUCUUCUCAGAACGCCGUGUGAUCUGAGUGACCUGGAGUACCUGGAUGAGGAGUUCCACCAAAGCCUGCAGUGGAUGAAGGACAACGACAUCACGGACAUCCUGGACCUGACCUUUACCGUCAAUGAAGAGGUGUUCGGACAGAUCACGGAGAGGGAGCUGCGACCGGGCGGAGCGCACAUGGCCGUGACCGAGAAGAACAAGAAGGAGUACAUCGAGCGCAUGGUCAAGUGGCGCGUGGAGCGCGGCGUGGUGCAGCAGACCGAGAGCUUGGUGCGGGGCUUCUACGAGGUGGUGGACGCGCGGCUCGUGUCAGUGUUUGACGCGCGCGAGCUGGAGCUGGUGAUCGCUGGCACGGCCGAGAUCGACCUGCUGGACUGGAGGACCAACACAGAGUACCGUGGCGGAUACCACGACAGCCACAUCGUCAUGCGCUGGUUCUGGGCGGCCGUGGAGAGGUUCAACAACGAGCAGAGGCUGAGGCUGCUGCAGUUCGUCACGGGCACGUCGAGCAUCCCGUACGAGGGGUUUGCGGCGCUGCGAGGCAGCAACGGGCCCCGCAAGUUCUGCAUCGAGAAGUGGGGCCGGAUCACCUCGCUGCCCAGAGCCCACACGUGCUUCAACCGCUUGGAUCUGCCUCCCUACCCGUCGUACGCCAUGCUCUACGAGAAGCUGCUCACCGCCGUGGAAGAGACGAGCACCUUCGGCCUGGAGUAAGCAGCCCCAAGAGCGACCGCUGCCGACCGGCACCCUGCACCCCCGGGGCCUUCCGCAUCCUCCUCGGGCACAAGUGGCGAGAGACACACGACGGAUGUGCCAGGGCUCUGGAGUGUGCACGCAAACCGCCGCCUGCUCGCCGCUGCGGGUUAAGUCGAGGAAGUUUUGGUGGCCUUGGGAUGGGAUGCCGCCACUCUGAAUUGUGAAUACUCUUGUCGCCCACAUUGCAUAAUUAAAAUGUGUCCUGAAGCGUGGAGAUGCAUUUCUUUAGAAAGCAUGAAGAAAAACAACUUGCGAUUGAUUCCACAUCCGAGCACAAGCCCUCACCGCCGAGUCAGCCGGCCCUGGCUAACCAGCGCACAGUCGGCAGCCGUCGUUUUGACAAAGACGGCUAGGGGACAUCAAUGGGGCUGGAGCCAUGAGCGGUCUCGUCCGUGACAGCGACGACGACGACACGUCUUUCGUUUGGUGGUGGCGCAAAGCGCAGCUGUGGGGUCCUGGAUGCUGCAUUGCAGAAGGAUGUCUUCAUCAGCCUCCUCCCGGGAAGUCAACCGUGUGGUGCCGCAGAUAUUGUUGCCAUCGGUUGGGCAACCUCCAAGCGCCCGCCACACAAUAUGCCCCAAGAUUCCUGCGGUAGUGCCACGGAAUGAUGUCCGAUCAGUGUAAUAAUAAUUCUAUUUAAUUUGUAUUUAUUUUUUAUUCGGCAUCAUUCAUGCAGAUCGCGGAUUCAAACGCAGUUUUUUUUUUUUUCACGGAGGCGCGGUAAACCACAGACAGUUUCCCAAGCUCUGUGGUUCUAUAAUGAGAAUGUUUGGCUGACCCUGCGCAUUCGAGGGGAGUGGGGGGGGCGGCGGUAAUGCACAAUCCCCACACAGAAGGGGAUUAACCCACUGCCACACCGUGGCCAAGCCAGGAUUUUGUGUCCUUGACUCUCCACGUUGUCGGGAAUUUUCUGAGUUUGUGUGAUCCUCCAACCUUCGGAGAAUAAAAGUGUCGCUGAUGACACCUGCACGGUGCACUUAAAACUAAACUAUUUUUUAUUUGUAUUAAAUUAUUUUUUAUUUUAUUCGUGAAAGCCCACUGAGCAAAGUAGCUCUUUUUCAGAAGCGACCAGAAAUGAUAGCUCAACGAAGUGGCUUAUCAGGUGGAAAUUUGUAGCAGCCAAAUACCAUGUUGUUUCUAAAUGUGGAGGGGAAAACGCAGAGGGCCCGGAGAAAAAUCCACAUGACCACGGAGAGAAAAUGCAAACUUUAAAUACACAGGCGUCAGGGUUGGGAUCGAACCCAUGAACUCCUGUAUACCAGGCGAGGUGGUUAACAUCUCCUAGCCACCACGGUCGUCGCUUGAGCUGCACAGGGCAGCCGCUCGCUCGCUCGCUCUCCCACGAAGGCUCUGCUCUCUGCCCCCGGUCUGAAACUGGACACAGCUGGACUUUCAAAUAUUGACUUUCAUUCAUACGGUGAAGAAAUUAAAGAAGUCAUUUCAUACACGACAUUUUAAACGAAAGCACGCAGCACGGCUGGCAUUUCCACGCAAAAACACGCACGCUUUACGUGCAGAGUGCAAACGGGACUGUAACCCGGAAACGGCGUUUAACCGCGCAGCUCGCGUACUUUUUUAGCCGUGCAGUACGUGCUUUGCGUAUCUUUGUAAACUUGCGGUCUUUGUUCAAAGUGAUUUGUUAUGUCACUCGACGCAGAAUGAUUUUAGCACCUAGAAAUGUUUACAGGCUGUGCGUGGAGUCUUCUACACGGCGUAUAUUCUGUUCUGUCAUGUGCUUUUAUAAGGAUCUUGUCACUCGACAAUAUGUAGCGCGACUCGUUGUCUUCUUCCGAAUGUUUGCAUGUGGCUGAUGGACGUCCACUCCAGUGGUCAUUGGUGGCUCUCGCUUCUCUCUCAUCGCCCAUCAUCAGUGUAGAGGCCGUAGAACCUGGACGCAAAGCGCGCACAUCUGGCGCAGGUCGGAUGUUUACUGCACAACCGGGAAACACUUGUCAGAGCGAUGCAGAACAAUCGGUUGUUCAUUACUUACUUAUUUACCCAGGAAAGAGUCCCAAGACAAUUUUUCAUAAAGGUUCUGCUACAUGGGGAUGCUUGGCCAACACCAAUGACAUUGUAUGUAUUUAAUUAAACUAUAAAACUUUGUUUUUUUAUCCACUGAGCUAUAUAGCUCUUCUUCAGAAGCCACCUGGCCACAAAUGAUAGAUUAUUGGAGCGGCUUAUCACGUGGAAAUUUAUGUCAGCCAACUACUCCGGAGGACCCGGAGAAAAAUCCACGCCACAAUGGGGAGAACAUGCAAACCUCAAAUAUACAGGCGUCGGGGAUGAGAUCGAAUCCACGACUUCCUGUAUACCAGGCGAGGUAGUUAACAUCUUUGCCAUCUUGGCGCCCAUUCGCUAUUGGGAAGCCGGAGAACCCAGAGGACAACCGUGCAGACCAAGGGAAGAACAUAACAACUCAAUGCAGAAAGGUGCCAGGGCCAGGAGUUGAACCCAGGUCCUUCUUGCUUUGGGGCACAGGUGUUACCACUGCACUGCCACCCUGUGUUGCCCCUGCAGAAUGGUAUAGAUACGGCUAGGGCCAGUCCAUUGGAGAAGGUAGUUUAUUAAUUUCUCAUCAACAACAUUGAACAACUGUGCACUUCAAUGCAGUAAUUUCAAUCGCCUAACAAUUUGCAACCAGUCACGAAGCUCGUGACUUGCUGCAAAUGCAACCUGGUUGUAAGUGCAUUCCUAAAAAAGCCAUAGAUUGUAAUUUACAACGCAUUGUGCGUGAGCCUACCCCACUGUGGUGUUACUCACCAGGUAUCGGUCGUGCCCACGCCUGCUGGGGCUGUGUAAACCCAGCAGCAGAUUCAUAGUUCUUCUCUACCCGUGUGGCACUUGGCAAGAGUCCUAGUGCAGUGGUAAUUGGCAUUGCUCUCCACUUCGGCUGCAGACGCAUUUUCAUGGAGAUGCAGCGCUGCAUCGCCUUAGAUAACGCUCUGCACACACGCAUUGAGGAGCGGCACAUUCGGACAUAAUCAACUUCACCGUUUAUCGGUUUGAAAGCUGUGUUUUCAGCAGUCAGUUGACAAUCUAAUAACUUUAUCUUGAUCGCCAAAUUGUAAGGUUGUUUUGCUUCUAAUUUGCGUCAUGGCUUUACAGUCAUUCUUAAAACGUUCAAGCCACAAUAUUUAGUUUUUUUUAUUGAAGCUUGUGGCAGAGAAACACACCUCCCACCACAAGCGUGUGCGGUUUGUGUCCAGGUGUCCUCAGGCCUCAAGGCUGAUGGUCAGCUGACGGCUUCCUUGCACCCGGUACAGGGCUCUCCACGCUCUAUGACAGCAAUGGCUGCGAGCUGUAUUGGCAGUGAGGCUACUUGUGACAAUAUCGACCGAGUGGACCUUGCUGCAUCUUCGCCCUCCAUCAUCAUCAUCCUCCCCCUCCCCAACCUCCCUCCUUGAGACCCUGAAAAAAAAAGUUAUUUUUUAUUGAUAUUUACCAGCGAAAAUAUUUUAUGUUAAUGCAGGGCCCUGUUUUAAUUGUCAGGACCGUAUCCCUUCCGCUGGGAAGUUUCUGGGUUUGCCUCUGCUCCACGUUAUCCGUUCCACCCCAACUGCUUCCUAGCGAUCUUUCAGGAAAUUACCAAAGAUGCCAUCUGCUCCAAAGUGGACAUUAAAGCUACCAUAACGUCAACCGUACUAGAUCAUUGUGCGUCAACGUGUUAUCCCCAGUUCAAGAUUUUAAAUUACUUUUCAACUAAAUUACAAAAAAAUUCAUUGUAUCAUUGUCUACAUCGGUCUCCAAAAUUAUGAAUUGGAGUGGACUCACCUCAAUAACUGAUUGCUAUACGUAAGUAAAUAUACAGUACUGUUUAUCAUGUAUGAUGUAUUAUCGGCCACUUUGCAUACAUUUAAUCUACUCGUGUACGAAUGUGUUUGUGGGUAAGCACCAGUAGACAUGGGCCUGUAUCAAUAUGCAUGUGCAUGGACACCCAGGCACACAACGGAUACCCAGGCACAACAAUCUCAGCAGGCGUGGGCUGCGUCCGAGUGCACAGUCACCUGGCCACUCAGGGUUGUCCUUGCCCUGUCCCGAAGGUUCGGUUACGUUCCUCAAUGUGAUGUUCGUUCAGCGAGUCGGAUUGAGGGUUGGACUAAGACGCGGUCUCGUGUGCAGGUGUGGUGUGCCAGUGGAGCCCCCACUCACCCUUGUGAGCUCUCCAGCCUUGUUGGUUGUACUCGUAACACGUUUUGACAGACUGGCUCUGACGAGAGGAUUUUGGUGCAAAUUCCUCGUGGAGGUUUGCUCCCCCCCCCCUCCACCCCCCCCCCCCCCCCAAAGUAUCUCACUCCUUAAAUUUUCCCCCUUCAGCUAUGAGGUGGAACAUUGAUAAGGCAAGAGACUAAACCUCCACUCUUGAGUUUGUAUGUAUGUUGAAAGUCUUUCGCAUCGCACGGAGCCAACCGUGAUAAUCGGAGGUGUGGGGAAGGCCAAGAAACUAAACGAAAAAAGCAGUUCUAAGGAAUUGAGUUUUCAGUCGAGAUUUAAGAGUGCACCAUAGCUCCAGUGGCUUCCUAAUAUCGGAAGGAAGAGCUUUGCAGGCGGCCGCAGAAGCGCAUCUGGAAGCGCGCGAUGCGGUGACCGUGUUUGUUCGAUGGUUAGCCAAAAUAAGGUAUGGCCUUAAUACAGUUGGUUUACCGAUCUCACCAAGUUAAACAUGUACACUUCAACGUAGAAGAAACUGAAAAGUAGACGAACUGUAUUUUUCAUUAAGGCAUACCUAUUUUAACCACUUGUAUAUACAGAAGUAAAUUUUUAUUUAAAUGUACCAGGCACUUUUUAUUAUGGUUUAUUAUAUAAAUACCUUGGAAAUUACUUCGGAAUGACUCGGCUUGGUUUGUGAUGUUACACAAUGACAGCGUUCUGCAUCGUGAGCCAUGUGGUCUACUGGAGAGGCGGCGCUGGCACGGGAAGCAACUGAUUAUGAAGCUGUUAGGCAUAUAUAUACGUGCACAUGUAAUCAAAAUCCUUUCGGACCAGAAAUAUCAUUGCCUUAGCAAUGUCUUGCACUGGGCUCCAGUUAAAGCUACAUUCAUAGUCUGUACAAUUGUGACCCAUCGUCCACACCUGCGUUGGUGCCGUGUAAACUUGCUGGGAGGUUCAGGGCAAGAGAACUUCCCCUAUCAGUGGUGGAGCCCAAGUCAGUGAGCAAUUAUCUUUGCUCACCAAUAAAGACGUCUCAUUCCAGUCCGGAAACAACCUCUGUGCAUGUGUUUUCUGCUCCUCACGUGUUUCUCUUCUGCACAGCCGUGAAGUGUUGUGCAGUGAAAACUCGCGUGUCUCAUACACGAGAGUGGGUUACAACCCAUUGAGAGCUUUUUUUAAAAUCUAAUGAUGAGAAAAAAAAUGUUUUAUUUGAAAACAUUUUCAGGGGGUUACAUGAGCAGUGAUGUUAUCAUGCAACCAUUCGCAUUCUGAACUCCCAAUUGAAUGCGUACUGUCAACCAACAGCAGAGGAAAGCAAUUCCACCCACCAAUGGGGCGUGAAUCCCCUUGUUCUGAGUGACAAACAGACUGCGCGUCUCAUCGUUUGGUGACGAGGAAUUCCCACAUGACAUGUAACACACACACAUGUGGCUUAUGUAUGUUUUGUUUGUACAUUUUUAAGAAUGUGUUGUUUGCGGACAAUGCGUAACUCUCCUUUGGGCAGGGAGGACUAUUUGUGUUUUGUUUUUUUUAGUCAACGCAUCUGUUCACUUGCCGAGAACGCUCUCGAUGAACACGCGCGCAUUCACUGGGCCGCAUUUUGUCGCAAUUGUGGACGGUUCGUGUCCGGGUGCGCACGAGAUGACAUCUGCGUUGCUGGACAUCCCUCCGUGUUGGGAAGAAGGAGGGGACACGCGGCUGUGAUGUAACCGGAGUGUGGACGGUCAGCUUGCCUCGUUUGCCGCUCUGCCCAUUGUAGAGCAGCUCACGGGGGGGGGGGGGGUAGACACUGGCCGAGCUUCCCGGUACUGGCACCGGUCAGCGGGAGGAAGCGGCUGGUUCGUGCCCACCACAAAGGGGGGCCGUCUCUGGCGUCACGAAGCGAAAACCUGCGUCCGUGCCGCGAACGAGGAAUUGCUUUUACCAAUGGGCACUUUGCUUGUCACUAUUUAUUUAUGAACAAGUCACUUAAAUGACGACGCGGGUGACGCGCUGUAAUAUACGCGCCGGGUGUUUUAUUCGUGCAGCUGAAGACGCCGCUGAGGUUUAGUACGGUGCAGGGCUCAUUGACGCGCAAGUGAACCAGCUUAAAUGUACACUUUACAUGGCGUGUGUUUGUGGUAUAUGCAUUUGUGCUGACGGUGCAUUUGUGCUGACGGUGCAUUUGGCUGAUGACUCGUGACGAUCCCAUCGCCACCGCUGCAUGGACCCAAACAGAUCGAUCUGGCCACGCGCUCGCCUGACCUGUCACCUGGAUGAGGUGCGAUGGCUGCACUUGGAGGUGCGUUUGUCUGUGGAUACACCAAGAGGGCUGGCAUCGACAGCGAGAUGUCUGACGUUGCUUGUGUAACCAGAGCGUUGUUUGUAUAGUAUCGCAGUCGAUUCGUGUUAUAGCAGACACCAGAGUCGCGGUGUGGUAUUCACAGCAUUUCAUUAUUUGUAUGAUUGUAUUUCACAUUUCAUUGUAUAAAAUGGUCGAGUAAGUGGAAGUCAGUUUUGAAAAUGUUGUUUUUUUGUUUGUGUUGCCUUGGCUGCUUUAGUAUAAUUUGUGAAGGGUCGGUGCAAAGUCGCCGUUCAGGGCGCUGAUUGACCACGUGGACGAGGAUUGUGGGUUUGCGAGCAUGGACCAGACGUAGAGGGUCGGCAGUGCAGUACUCGGUGCGGGCUUUUUUUGUUUCGUUUUUCGUCGAUAAAACGUUUGCAUCAAGCAGAUAUUCUCACCCGCGUGUCACCAACUUUGCACAUUUAUAUUUUCAAAGAGCGAGGGGUUUUUGCCGGAGCACGGCCUGUUGCAUUCUCAAGCCGCCAAUAGUGACCGAUGGUACCGGACAGAUCCGUUUUGUUGUCGAUGUUCUCGGAUUGUGUGCUGGAAUCAAAACAAUAAAUGUCGUUUUUACUG